Psilocybe cubensis is the source of this 1998-nucleotide messenger RNA. RefSeq lists its product as uncharacterized. NCBI's taxonomy places the organism in Eukaryota, Fungi, Basidiomycota, Agaricomycetes, Agaricales, Agrocybaceae. The coding region runs from base 1 to 1998 and encodes 665 amino acids. The record is from RefSeq and is a predicted model, not a curated record. The transcript has 3 exons.
AUGGGGCUCCUCAAGCGUCUUUUUUCUAUGGGCAGCAAGAAACACAAGAAGCAGCGUCCGCCUGUUGAUCACGACGUUCCUCUCCCUGAACAACCUUGGACAGAAGUGCGUCCCGUCCAACCCGCUGAGGACGAAGAACAUGAAGCGGCUGUGAGCCGCCUUUUGAGAUCCAGUUCAGCUCGAUACGUUGCAAGCUCUGAGCUUGAUUUUGCAACUUUGCCGCCACUGCCCCAUCCCAUAAACAGGGUUAUACAUACCCCAGCUUCUUCAACUAUUAGUCUGGGGAGUGCCAGCGUCUCACAGCGGGGCACCUAUAAUGUCACCGUUCAUGGACGGACGAGGCAUCCUUCCACGGAUUUCGGUAACGCUCGCCAUGAGCCUGAUGAGGAUAAAGCAGCAAGGAAAAAGGAUAAUAGAACCUCUUUACAUCCGGUAGAUGAUAGUCGAGUGCUCAGAUUGCGUUCGGAUCCUUCUGUCGCCAGUCUGAUUGAUUUGUACGACGACCACGGCAAGCUCGCUGCAGAUGCAUUUUCCAACAGUCCGCCAAGCACGCCUAAAAACAAGCGUCUUGAAGAUGGACGUGCGCAGGUGCGACGAAAUGGCUCUACUCUACGACAAUUAUUAGGCGCAUCUUCCAGUGCCAAUUCAAGAGAGGGAAGCGAUAACAGCAGUGUUGAAGGAGAUAUCUCCUGGGCAGAGCGUUUCUUAGCGGAAACUGAGGCAGCUUCAUCUCGGUCCUCUUUGAUUCUGCAGACACCAAUCGCGCCUUCAAACACACAGCUCCCCGAACCUGAAAUUUCAUUUGUGACUGAUGCCAGCGUGGUGAAUACCACUUUCGACAACCCAGCUAUAUCUUCAAUGGAAGUAGAACUGAGUUUGAGUGCAGAUCAUUCUCAAGGCUUCGAUGAUUUGGACGGCACCAACCAAAAAAAUUACCCUUACAGCAACAGUAACCCCAGCACUCCUCAAAGGGCUUCCCAGGUGUUCGGUUUCUUAACAAAAGGGAAGCAAUCCAAACCGGCGGAGGACUUGGAUCGUUCUCUACCAGAAGUUCCGAGUUGCUUUAGCACACCUUCAGACGAGAAUCCACCGCGCGAAAAUCAUAUCUCGAACCCUAAUCUUCCUCGAUUCCAAAUCAACCCUCCGAAACUUUCAGCGAUGCCAUAUGCUAUCGAAGACACCCCUAGGAACACUCGUCCUCAGUCUUUAAUUGAGGAAAGCCCUUCCUCACGAGAGCCCCGUUCUGCUUUUUCUGACGACAGUCACGACUAUCGCACUGCUCCACGGAAUUCAUUUUACGUCCCCAAUAGCGUUGCAACUCCCAUAGCCCUUCCCAAUGACAACUUUGAUGACAAGAAGAAUACUGUCAAGGUCAUUAUGAACGGCCCCACGAAGGUUAUCGUUACAGCACCCACGCCAUCUACGAAUCAAACUGGCCCUCCAAGAUUACUUCGAGGCCCACGAGCUCCCCCGCGCAAAAUGUCAAAUGGUGGAGUUACCCGUAGGCGAUCUGCAUUGGGUGAAGUAUCUAAUUCACCUCCAACCGCCGAUCCUUUCAUGGUUCCCCCUUCUCCUCGAAAGAGAUCUCAGUCCCAUCGAAGAAGUAAUUCACAAUCAUCCUCACGUUCUUCUUGUAGCUGUGAGGCUGGUCCCGAAUAUGUGUCUCGACCAAAGAAGCUCGAGAGGGUUUCAUCCGGUAGCCGAAAGGAAAACCAAUUGAGCCUAGCUGUCAAGGCCGAGCUUCCUUCCACCCCUCUGCGAUCCAACAGCUCAACCUCACGUUCUCUACUUCGGACGGUUGUACAACAGGCAAUGUUCCGACCUCCCCUCGACGGACACGGUGUAACUGUCCCAUCUCCUGCCUCUUCGUCUGAGAUGUCUCCCUAUGGGCGUCAAAUGAUGUCAGAUGUCAGGCAGCAGAGGAUGAGGGCCAGAGAAGCCGACCGUUUGAAACACGGUUCACGAUAUGCAGCCGAAAGAGACGCUCAAAGGAUAUGA